UUUUGAUAAUUAAUUAAUUAUAUAUUGAGAUUUAAUUAAUCAAAAAAAGCAAAUAAUAUAAUUCUAAUAAUUAAUAUAAAAAAAAAAUUGAUAACUAAAAAAGAAAAAAAAAUGCCUUAUCCAUUGGGUACUCAUGUUACGCAUAUACUGUUGGCAGAAUUCGAUAUUGAUAGAGGGUCUUCGUUAGCACAUCAAUAUCCUGAAGCUACCGGUACAGAUGAAGGUUUAUUAGCAGAGUUAAUGUUACCGGAUGGUGCACAUUUACGUACUGAAGAUUGGACGAUAUUCUUUUUAAAUCAAAAGAUUCCUGAUCCUGAUAAAAUAUCAACGGAUAAUAAUGAUAAUGAAACACCUUUAUUGUAUGCGUUAAAUUUAGUUAGAACUAAACAUGAUAAAGGAGCCAGAAGAGGUGCUAUUGUAAAAGCUAUGGCUAUUUGUACAAGACAUCAAUAUUUGCAUAUUUAUAAGCCAGUUUUAUUAUUAGCAUUGGAUAAAUAUUUUCAAGAUCCAUCAGUAAAAUGUUUAGCAUCGUUAUAUGAAGCAGUAAAUUCUAUGGAUGUAACAUAUAUGCCUAAAUUCUCAGCACAUGAAAAAGCUAUACUGCGUGCUUCAGAGAAUAAAGAUAUGUUUGAAGAAAAGUUUACCGCUUAUGAAAAUAGUAAGAAACAACAAGAGAUGUCAGCUCAAUUAUUAAAAGAUGAUAGUUCAGGAAAAGGAUUAGGAAUAAAUAAUAAUAGUGAUGGUGGUGAUGGUGGAACGGAUAAUUCUAGUGAAGAAGUAAAUUUUAAAAAGGCAUCUUACCAAGAUUUAAUGCCAAAUUUGAGUAAAAAUAAGGAUAGACAUUUUUAUGAAACUAAAGUUGUAUAUAGUGGAAUAAAAUUGCCAAUCCGUGUGCCAUUAACUGUUAAUCCAGAAGAAGUUGGUGACUUUUCUUUAAUUAAGUUGAUUACAACGUUCUCACCAUCAUCACCACAUCCAUUCAAUCAUGCAUUUCAUCCACAUUUGGAUUCAAGUGGUAAUCAAACGCAACCAAUAAUUUUAUUAUUGAAUGCGUUAUUAACUCAAAAACGUAUAAUAUUUUUGGGUCAUGGACAUCCUUCAGGAGAUGUAGCGAAUUAUGUAUUAUCAGCUUGUGCUAUGGGAAGUGGUAGUGGUGGUGUAUUAAGAGGAUUUUCGGAACGUGCAUUUCCAUAUACUAACUUGACAAAUGUUGAAGAUUUAUUAAAAGUUCCCGGAUUUAUUGCAGGAGUAACAAAUAGAAUUUUUGAGGAUCAUAGUUCAUGGUGGGAUGUGUUGUGUAACAUUGAUACAGGAAAGAUUACAGUUAGCAAAGAUAUUGCAACACCUUCAUAUGGUACAAAACCUGAUGAAAGACCAGAAGAAGGUACAAGAUCUCCAUCUGCAACUAAAACAGAAUCAUGGGGAAGAGAAAAAUGGGAUACAACUGAUAAUGAAUUUAUGGCUGAGGUGAUGCAUGCAAUUCAACAUCAUUAUGGGGAAACUACCAUAAGAGGAAAAUUUCAAGACUAUGUACAGAGAUUUGUUAGAUUAACAGCUUUGUAUGAAAUCGAAACUUUUGGAUCAACAAAAAUUGGAAUGAUGCCAGAAAACACAGAUCAUGGGAAUAUAUUAGGCACUGGAUUAGCAUUUCAAGAUGAAAAUUUAAAAUUACGUGAAGUAGCUGCUAAUGUGAAUAGAAUUGAAGGUUGGAGACAAACUAUUUCAUAUAAAUAUUAUCAGUUGGACUUUCAAAAUUAUUUAAAAUAUAGAAGUAUCAAAGCUAUAGAUGUUUAUCAUCAGGUAGCUAAAUUAAAAAAUCUUAGAAAUAUGCCAGAAGAGGAAGUUGAAUGUUUAUAUAAAGCUUUGGUUGAUAAUGUUGUGACUGACGAACAAAUAAUUGAGUUUUUGUCAUAUUUACCACAAAACCAAGGAGGUUUAUUUCCAAUUGGGUUAGGAUUAUUUUAUCCACUUAAAACUGUUAGAAAUUAUACAAUAGAAUUGUUUAAUAGAAUCAAUGAUCAUACAACUGGAAGUAAAUUUAUACAGAGUUUAAAUUUAUUCCAAAAACAUGCUUAUGAAAGGCAAUUAUCUGAUCAAAGAGAAAAAGAACAAAAACAUAAGUUAGUGUUACAAGAUCAUGAACAAUUACAAGAUGAAAAUAAUGAAAAUAAUAGUAAUAAUAGUGAUAAUUAUAAUGAUGAUUCUAAUGAAAGUGAUAUUGGUGUAGCUAUUACUACUAAUUAAUUAAUUAAUUAAUUAAUU
This is a messenger RNA of Rhizophagus irregularis DAOM 181602=DAOM 197198, 2262 nucleotides long. RefSeq lists its product as uncharacterized. The record is from RefSeq and is a predicted model, not a curated record. Gene Ontology annotation, biological process: actin cortical patch localization. Gene Ontology annotation, cellular component: plasma membrane. Lineage: Eukaryota; Fungi; Glomeromycota; Glomeromycetes; Glomerales; Glomeraceae.